Myotis davidii is the source of this 1299-nucleotide messenger RNA. It is a transcript of the gene PTPA, whose product is annotated as protein phosphatase 2A regulatory subunit 4. Lineage: Eukaryota; Metazoa; Chordata; Mammalia; Chiroptera; Vespertilionidae. Gene Ontology annotation, biological process: mitotic spindle organization. The record is from RefSeq and is a predicted model, not a curated record. Bases 102 to 968 code for a protein of 288 amino acids. The transcript has 9 exons. Gene Ontology annotation, molecular function: protein tyrosine phosphatase activator activity; peptidyl-prolyl cis-trans isomerase activity. Gene Ontology annotation, cellular component: cytoplasm; nucleus; protein phosphatase type 2A complex.
GUUUGCUUUUUUGUUUUCUUGGUCAAGAUUCUCCAGAGGAGACCCCUCCAGCCACUCAGAGCUUUAUCAUUCCGAAAAAGGAGAUCCACACAGUUCCGGACAUGGGUAAAUGGAAGCGUUCUCAGGCAUACGCCGACUACAUCGGAUUCAUCCUUACCCUCAACGAAGGUGUGAAGGGGAAGAAGCUGACCUUCGAGUACAAAGUCUCUGAGGCCAUUGAGAAACUGGUCGCUCUUCUCAACACUCUGGACAGGUGGAUUGAUGAGACUCCACCAGUGGACCAGCCCUCUCGAUUUGGGAACAAGGCCUUCAGGACCUGGUAUGCCAGACUUGACCAGGAAGCAGAAAACUUGGUGGCCACAGUGGUCCCCACCCAUCUGGCAGCUGCUGUGCCUGAGGUGGCUGUUUACCUAAAGGAGUCAGUGGGGAACUCCACGCGCAUCGACUAUGGCACAGGACACGAAGCAGCCUUUGCUGCUUUCCUCUGCUGUCUCUGCAAGAUUGGGGUGCUCCGGGUAGACGACCAAAUAGCUAUUGUCUUUAAGGUGUUCAAUCGGUACCUUGAGGUGAUGCGGAAACUCCAGAAAACAUACAGGAUGGAGCCAGCCGGCAGCCAGGGAGUGUGGGGCCUGGAUGACUUCCAGUUUCUGCCCUUCAUCUGGGGCAGCUCACAGCUGAUAGAUCACCCGUACCUGGAGCCCAGGCACUUUGUGGAUGAGAAGGCCGUGAACGAGAACCACAAGGACUACAUGUUCCUGGAGUGUAUCCUGUUCAUCACCGAGAUGAAGACGGGCCCCUUUGCUGAGCACUCCAACCAGUUGUGGAACAUCAGCGCUGUCCCCACCUGGUCCAAAGUGAACCAGGGCCUCAUCCGCAUGUAUAAGGCCGAGUGCCUGGAGAAGUUCCCCGUGAUCCAGCACUUCAAGUUCGGCAGCCUGCUGCCCAUCCACCCCGUCUCACUGUGCUAGGAGGGGCUGAGUUCGCAGUUCCGGUGUCUGCACCUCCCGCCCCAGCUAUGGUCCCCUCCCCCUCCCCUCUGUUCUUUCUGUUUGAUGAGAGGCUGUCUGUUGGGGUGGGUAGUGGGUGCGGGUCGAGGAGGGCUCAGGGCAUAAGGCUGAAAUACUCAAGUUGGGAGAAGUGACCAAAGUGUGGCCAGUUUCCUGACUCCGCCAGGUGGCUGGUCCCUGGGCCGUGCCCACCCUAGCCUGCCUCUCCUCUGUCCCGUCCAGUUUUGAGAUCCAGGCUGUUCUGGGCCACUGCCCCCAGGGAGGGAGGGAUUUCGCUGAUUUUGUUGCUCUC